Callorhinchus milii (elephant shark) is the source of this 2094-nucleotide messenger RNA. RefSeq names its product protein Hook homolog 3-like. The transcript is spliced from 56 exons. The record is from RefSeq and is a predicted model, not a curated record. NCBI's taxonomy places the organism in Eukaryota, Metazoa, Chordata, Chondrichthyes, Chimaeriformes, Callorhinchidae. Bases 377 to 1894 code for a protein of 505 amino acids.
AGAAGAGUGUGAAAAGCUCACAGUCCUGGCAGAGCAAGAGGUUGUUGCAGAGGACGAGGAAACAGCAAAGCUGGAAAAGUGUAAAACAAAACUAAAGGAAGCAGAGGAUCUUAAAAUUAAACAAACUGCGGAUUUAGAGAAAGCGAAAGAAAGUUUGAAAACUACAGAGGAAUCAAUUGAAAAGAAUGAUAAAGAAAGAGACACUUGUGAAGAAGAGAUAAAAGCAGCAAAACUAAAAAAAUGUCGAGAAGAGCUGAGAAAAUACAAAGCAGAACGGGACGACAAGAAAACAGAACUGGCUGAUUGUCAGAAAGAAUUGAAAGCUGCGCAAGAAAAAGCCUAUGAUAAACUAACACCAGAAGUGAAAAAACUGAUCAUGUUACAAGACGAAAAGAAAGCGUGUGAAAUAUCACUGGAUAAAUUAGAAAAGGCGAAUAAGAAGCAAUUGGAAGAAUUUGAGAAGGUUGAUGGGACCUUGAAAGAAAAAGAGAAGCUACUUAUUGAAGGAGAAAAAGAACAAACCUCUUGCCAAGCAAGACUGAAAGCUGCGAAAGAAGGAAAAGAACCAGACCAAGCAGAUGAAGCCAAACCAAGAGAGGAAAAGAAACCGGUGGAUGUAAAGAAGAAAGAAGAGGAUGAUCUAAAAGAAAAAAUCUCUGCCCUCAAAGCGGAGAUUAAAGACAUAGAAAAAGAAAUAGAAGAGUGUAAAAAGCUCACAGUCCUGGCAGAGCAAGAGGUUGUUGCAGAGGACGAGGACACAGCAAAAUUAAAAACAGAAAGUGCAGGGACAGAACUGGAAGAGUGUAAAACGAAACUAAAGGAAGCAGAGGAUCUUAAAAUUAAACAAACUGCGGAUUUAGAGAAAGCGAAAGAAAGUUUGAAAACUACAGAGGAAUCAAUUGAAAAGAAUGAUGAAGAUAGAGACACUUGUGAAGAAGACAUAAAAACAGCAAAACUAAAACAAUGUAGAGAAGAGCUGAGAAAAUACAAAGCAGAACGGGACGACAAGAAAACAGAACUGGCUGAUUGUCAGAAAGAAUUGAAAGCUGCGCAAGAAAAAGCCUAUGAUAAACUAACACCAGAAGUGAAAAAACUGAUCAUGUUACAAGACGAAAAGAAAGCGUGUGAAAUAUCACUGGAUAAAUUAGAUAAGGCGAAUAAGAAGCAAUUGGAAGAAUUUGAGAAGGUUGAUGGGACCUUGAAAGAAAAAGAGAAGCUACUUACUGAAAGAGAAAAAGAACAAACCUCUUGCCAAGCAAGACUGAAAGCUGCGAAAGAAGGAAAAGAACCAGACCAAGCAGAUGAAGCCAAACCAAGAGAGGAAAAGAAACCGGUGGAUGUAAAGAAGAAAGAAGAGGAUGAUCUUAAAGCAAAAAUCUCUGCCCUAAAAGCGGAGAUUAAAGACAUAGAAAAAGAAAUAGAAGAGUGUAAAAAGCUCACAGUCCUGGCAGAGCAAGAGGUUGUUGCAGAGGACGAGGACACAGCAAAACUGGAAAAGUGUAAAACAAAACUAAAGGAAGCAGAGGAAUCAAUUGAAAAGAAUGAUAAAGAACUAAAAAAAUGUCGAGAAGAGCUGAGAAAAUACAAGGAUAAUGAUGAUAAAGCUUUAGAAGCAGAACGGGACGACAAGAAAACAGAACUGGCUGAUUGUCAGAAAGAAUUGAAAGCUGCGCAAAAGAAAGCGUGUGAAAUAUCACUGGAUAAAUUAGAAAAGGCGAACAGGAAGAAGUUCAAAGAGCUAACCACUUGCCAGAAAAGACUAAAAGCUGCGAAAGAAGGGAAAGAACCAGACAAAGCAGAUGAAGCCAAACCAAGAGAGGAAAAGAAACCGGUGGAUGCAAAGAAGAAAGAAAUAGAAGAGUGUAAACAGCUCACAGUCCUGGCAGUUACAUGAGGUCGUCACUUGGUGGUUCUGUUUCUCUCGGCUUCUUUUCUGGCUGCCCGGCUCAAGGGGGCAAAGUCAGCAACAGGCAAUGAGUGUAUUCUCACGCAGUGCUUAAUGGAUUCUUUGCUUGGGCUUUAGAGCAAGAGGUUGUUGCAGAGGACGAGGACACAGCAAAACUGGAAAAGUGUAAAACAAAACUAAAGGAAGCA